GUGGAAUUCCGGUGGUGUCCGAAAUGGAAAAGCGGUGGUGUCGUUCUUCUUCUCACGGCCAAACGCGUCCGAGACUGAGCAGCAGUGUCUGCUGCUGCACCACUUACAGCCAUGUCUUUACGGUCAUCCGUGCUGCGGGUGUCGCAGCUGGCCCUUCAGAAACCAAGAAAUAUUCACGUGGCAGCCUCCAGAGCCUCAGUUUUCUCCGGUGACAUAUUUGCCGACAUGGGCGUAGACAGACCGCGUCCGGUCGCACCAGAGGUCCGUCCGAAGGGCCCAUCUGAGUGGAACCACGAAAAUCCAGUCGUGCCUUCAAAGCCCCUACCGAACAGGCAAGCUGCAGAGCCACCAAAAUACCACUUCCAUGCUCACUUCUCCGCGAACAACACCAAGAUCUACCUCGCUGAUCCAAAGGGACGUCCUAUCCCACGGGGGUGGUGGUCUGGAGGAAGCUGUCGUUUCAAGGGUGUAAACAGGAGCACUCAGGAAGCGGGCUAUCAGUGCGCGGUGCACGCGUUUCGUAGGGUAGAAGAAAUAAUCCAAGAAAAAGGGCCAAUAACGCUUUCCGUUCAUCUCAGGGGGUUUGGCAAGGGUAGGACGGCCGUCGAGCAAAUAUUUUUAACCAGCGAAGGAGAGAAGGUGCGCCCGUUGGUCACGGAGGUGGAGGACAGGACACCUAUAAAGGUUGGUGGUACGAGAGCCAAGAAGGCUAGACGACUCUAGUCCUAGUCCUGGUUACUCUAUAGUUACUCUAUUGUGGAUCCUAGGAAUCGUGCAUGACGAUACAAUAACUUCUGUCUCUUUCGGCUGGCAUGACAUGCAUCAAAUAUGAUAUCUAUGAACGGAUCUGAAGUAUACUUGUAUCCUGGCCUCACUAACGAAGCCAGUGCCACCUUCUUGUCUAUCUCUAUGUCCUCUAUGAGUGCCUCUGUUGCUACGAUUGAGCGUCACAAUGAUGCAUAUGCUACAACCUCACUUACCACGCGACGUGUAGUCCAACUCGGGGCGAAUGUAGCCCAAUACCAACGCUCUCAUGUUAUACCCGUAAAAAUCGUC
Molecule: messenger RNA, 1056 nt
Organism: Pisolithus orientalis
Lineage: Eukaryota; Fungi; Basidiomycota; Agaricomycetes; Boletales; Pisolithaceae
Exons: 3
Coding region: 112-723 (203 amino acids)
Biological process (GO): maturation of SSU-rRNA from tricistronic rRNA transcript (SSU-rRNA, 5.8S rRNA, LSU-rRNA); ribosomal small subunit assembly; translation
Cellular component (GO): mitochondrial small ribosomal subunit; ribosome
Molecular function (GO): structural constituent of ribosome; small ribosomal subunit rRNA binding; mRNA 5'-UTR binding
Source: RefSeq, a predicted model, not a curated record